Molecule: messenger RNA, 882 nt
Organism: Sphenostylis stenocarpa
Lineage: Eukaryota; Viridiplantae; Streptophyta; Magnoliopsida; Fabales; Fabaceae
Source: the annotation of a GenBank genome assembly
AUGGCUCAGGCGCUCUGUCAGCUUCAAUAUGAGCUGCAAAAUGGAUUGCCCUGUGCUGUUGUAGGGUCAGGCAAUUCAAAAGUUGAGACUGAGGGAUUCGUUCCCAGGACACCAGCUUCUAAAGAGACCCGGAGAAGCAAGGUUUCAAAAAAGAGCAUGCUUCUUAAGAAGAAAUUAGAGUUGGAAGUGAAAGUGCAUGGAAAUUCCCAAAUGGACCACAUGCUUGCUUCAAGUUCAGACCCAACCUUGCUUCCAACAGAUAAUGGCGAUUCAGAGGUGCUUCGAUCAGAUGAUUCAUGUUAUCAGUUCCCCGAUGAAGGAGAGUACUUUGACCGUACUGGAAAUUUUCCUUCCCCAGUUGAGCUGGCAAACCUUGACGAGAGUUUUCUGGCAAAGCGAUGCAGACUUGGUUACAGAGCAGGUUAUAUAAUAGAACUUGCGCAGGCAAUUGUUGAAGGCAAAAUUCAAUUAGAACAGCUUGAAGAGCUCUCGAAAGAUGCAAGUUUAUCCUGCUAUAAGCAGCUUGAUGAUCAGCUCAAACAAAUUAAGGGGUUUGGCCCAUUUACUCGCGCCAAUGUACUUAUGUGCUUGGGAUAUUACCAUGUCAUUCCAUGGGAUUCUGAAACUGUUAGACACUUAAAGCAGGUUCAUUCAAGAAAUACAACCUCUAAAACAAUUGAGAGAGAUCUUCAAGAGAUUUAUGGGAAGUAUGAGCCCUAUCAGUUCCUGUUCUUUUGGCCAGGUCUGGGAUAUGGCACUUCUAUGAGGUUUGGGAAGAUGAAUGAAAUGCGUUCUUCUGAUUAUAAACGUAUAACUGCUAGUAAUAUGAGAAACACUGUGAAAACCGCAAACAAGAGGAAGAGAACAUCACGGAAAUGCUAA